Molecule: messenger RNA, 1460 nt
Organism: Chrysochloris asiatica (Cape golden mole)
Lineage: Eukaryota; Metazoa; Chordata; Mammalia; Afrosoricida; Chrysochloridae
Gene: PIP4K2A
Product: phosphatidylinositol-5-phosphate 4-kinase, type II, alpha
Exons: 10
Coding region: 13-1233 (406 amino acids)
Biological process (GO): phosphatidylinositol metabolic process
Molecular function (GO): phosphatidylinositol kinase activity
Source: RefSeq, a predicted model, not a curated record
GAGGCGGCGGCCAUGGCGACCCCCGGCAACCUGGGGUCCUCCAUCCUUGCUAGCAAGACCAAAACCAAGAAGAAGCACUUCGUAGCACAGAAAGUGAAGCUUUUUCGGGCCAGCGACCCGCUGCUCAGCGUCCUGAUGUGGGGAGUCAACCACUCGAUCAAUGAACUGAGCCAUGUUCAAAUCCCUGUUAUGUUGAUGCCAGAUGACUUCAAAGCCUAUUCAAAGAUAAAGGUGGACAAUCACCUUUUUAACAAAGAAAACAUGCCGAGCCAUUUCAAGUUUAAAGAAUACUGUCCGAUGGUUUUCCGUAAUCUGCGGGAAAGGUUUGGAAUCGAUGAUCAAGAUUUCCAGAAUUCCUUGACCAGGAGUGCACCCCUUCCCAAUGACUCCCAGGCCCGCAGUGGGGCUCGUUUCCACACUUCCUAUGACAGAAGAUAUGUUAUCAAGACCAUUACGAGUGAAGAUGUGGCCGAGAUGCACAACAUCUUGAAGAAGUACCACCAGUAUAUAGUGGAAUGCCAUGGGAUUACUCUUCUUCCUCAAUUCUUGGGCAUGUACCGGCUAAAUGUUGAUGGAGUUGAAAUAUAUGUGAUUGUUACAAGAAAUGUGUUCAGCCACCGUCUGUCUGUAUAUAGGAAAUACGACUUAAAGGGCUCGACAGUGGCUAGAGAAGCUAGUGACAAAGAAAAGGCCAAAGAACUGCCAACUUUAAAGGAUAAUGAUUUCAUUAAUGAGGGCCAAAAGAUUUAUAUUGAUGACAACAACAAAAAGAUGUUCCUGGAAAAACUGAAAAAGGAUGUUGAGUUUCUUGCCCAGUUAAAGCUCAUGGACUACAGCCUACUAGUGGGAAUUCAUGAUGUUGAGAGAGCGGAACAAGAAGACGUUGAGUGUGAAGAGAAUGAAGGGGAAGACGAAGGGGAGAGCGACGGGACCCACCCUGUGGGAACCCCUCCAGACAGUCCAGGAAAUACACUGAACAGCUCACCACCCUUGGCUCCAGGGGAAUUUGAUCCAAACAUUGAUGUUUAUGGAAUAAAAUGCCAUGAAAACUCACCCCGGAAAGAGGUGUACUUUAUGGCGAUUAUUGACAUUCUUACUCAUUAUGAUGCAAAAAAGAAAGCAGCCCAUGCAGCAAAAACCGUUAAGCACGGUGCUGGUGCAGAGAUCUCGACGGUGAACCCAGAACAGUAUUCAAAGCGCUUUUUGGACUUUAUUGGCCACAUCCUGACGUAACCUCCCAGGCUGCCUUGGAUGGACAUGCACUGUGGGAAGGACAGAGGUUGCUUCAUGUAAGAAAAAUUAAAACCAAACUCAGUGAAGCAUUCAUCUUGCAGGAAGCAAACCUCCUUGUUUACAUCUUCAGGCCAAGAUGACGUGAUUAGGGGCUACUCGCUUUAACAACUACCUGAUAUUUCCCAGCAUAGUUCUUCUAGCUAUUUCUGACUUUUUUUGUGUGUGUG